AGAGAAAAUCGAUUAAACCUGGUAGUGACAAAGAGAGGGCAUUUAAUCAUUUAUUUGAAGAGUUGAAGAUUCGAACAAAAGUAAUUAAAUUGACAAGUAGCUCAUCUGAAAGAACAUGUUCACAUAUAAUAUUUCCAUUUUUGGCUGCUGCAUCAUCUUUAUAUAAUGGCGAUUUUAAAAUCAAUUGUGAGUAUAGCAUUGAGGAUACUCAUGGUAGAGGCCCAUUAGAUUUUGCCAUCCUUUAUUUAGAUGAAAUGAUUGCUGGGGUCUCUGAAUCAAAAAACAAUGAUUUGAAAAAAGGAGUUGGACAAAAUGCUGUUCAAUUAGAAGCAUCAAUAGAGGAAAAUCUUCAACAACUUAAAAGAAAACAUGAAUCAGAUGAUGCAGAUGGUGAUAUCCCAAAAAUCAUUUUUGGUAUUGUUAGCAAUGCUGAGAAAUGGCGUACCUAA
This is a messenger RNA of Entrophospora candida, 449 nucleotides long. The record is from the annotation of a GenBank genome assembly. Lineage: Eukaryota; Fungi; Glomeromycota; Glomeromycetes; Entrophosporales; Entrophosporaceae.